AUGUCUACUGCAAGCCCUCAUAGGGUUCUGUCGACUCAGUACGGGCAUCUCUCCCCCUUUUCCGUGCGGCGCUCACCGGAUCCACAGGAACGAAGGAGACAGAUUCGCGAUGCUCAAAGAGCCUAUAGAUCGCGUCAACAAAGCCUACUUGAAUCUCUUAAGGAACGAAACGCACAACUGGAGAAUGUUAUCGGCCAACUCUCUGAGAUCAUGCACUCGUUCCAUGAAGCCAAAGCGAACCCACAUCUUCCGUUAUCAAACCUUUCAAAGGCGGUUGAUCUGCUCGAAGACGAGAUCACACUUCAAUUGAAACGUGCAGAAAAAUCUCCUUUAAGAGAAAAUCCUCAUAGCCCUACGCAAUUGCCAAUUUUCAAGGAAAGAAUGCAGAACCUUCUGGUUCAGCCUUCUUUGGUCCUGGCGAAGACAGGUUAUCCGCCGCCUUCCAUUAUAAAGCAAUCCGAUUCUCCGUUCUGGACAUCAUUUCUUCAAACAUCUCAUCCACUCAUCCCGAGUGCUGUGCGCACACCAAUCAACGCUUCUUUCGAUGUAUCUACAGCCACGCUGGGUCUCCACGACCAGUCAAUUCCCUACGCAACCACUCACUUCACACAAAAGCUCUUUCAGGCGUGUGCUGAAAGUGGCCAUCGCUAUCUAACAAAUGAGGCUGUUACUGAUCACGAAAUGUGGCAUGAAUUCGGUCUCAUGCUGCAAAAGGUCCCGAGGGCCCAAAUCACGUCUUACUUCCAACGAGUCCUAGCAGCAACACCCUGCAACCCUGUCGAGGACUUUCAGUUUCCGUUCAUUAGCCUCGGCGGUGCAGGUACACACUUUCCCCGCACAAAACGAAUGUCGAUCGGUGCAUCCGGAUUGCAGAAUCUACUUCCAUUCCAGACGACAAAUGGAAUUAUGGAACUGCCUUCCGAUGAGCAAUGGUUCGAUGUUCAUGACGUUGAGGGCUUCUUAUCAAGCCGAGGGAUCUUGAUGGAAUCCAACCGGUCGCUUCCGACAAAUCCUGAAUUGGCUGGCACACAAUCGAUGUCUCUGAGACCCUUGCAGCCUUCCUUUGAGCAAACCGUGGAAAAUGAAUACCUUUCUUUCGACCAGAAUUCUUCUAUAAUGCCGAAUUUGAGCAUAGAUGAGAGUUUUAUUAUCACAGGUAAAUACAAAACUUCUAAUAUUUAA
This is a messenger RNA of Penicillium waksmanii, 1182 nucleotides long. RefSeq names its product bZIP transcription factor. Gene Ontology annotation, molecular function: DNA-binding transcription factor activity. Lineage: Eukaryota; Fungi; Ascomycota; Eurotiomycetes; Eurotiales; Aspergillaceae. Gene Ontology annotation, biological process: regulation of DNA-templated transcription. The record is from RefSeq and is a predicted model, not a curated record. The coding region runs from base 1 to 1182 and encodes 393 amino acids. The transcript has 2 exons.